Molecule: messenger RNA, 1932 nt
Organism: Thyridium curvatum
Lineage: Eukaryota; Fungi; Ascomycota; Sordariomycetes; Thyridiales; Thyridiaceae
Exons: 3
Coding region: 1-1932 (643 amino acids)
Biological process (GO): trehalose biosynthetic process; cellular response to heat
Cellular component (GO): alpha,alpha-trehalose-phosphate synthase complex (UDP-forming); cytosol
Molecular function (GO): alpha,alpha-trehalose-phosphate synthase (UDP-forming) activity
Source: RefSeq, a predicted model, not a curated record
AUGAGAUCAAUUCGCGUCACCAGAUCCUCUGGCGCUGGCACUCUGCGCUCUCUGCUCGCACUGCUCGUCAUCCUCUUGGUUUUUGCUGAUGUAGCCGAGGGCUGCGGCUGGAAGUUUGCUGCUGAAUUCGUCCCCAAGACUCUCGACAAGCUCCACAAGGAAAAGCAGAAGGAAAUCGAAAAGGCAAAAGAGAAGGAGAAAGCCGACGAUAAACGAGAGGGCGUCAACGAAGUAGAGGAGCCCAAGAACGACAACGAGACCGUCCCCCACAACGUCCCCAGCGGCAACGGCACAGCUGUAGUCGAGAAGCCGGGCGAAUACCCCGAGGGUUCUGAGAGCGACAGCGACAGCGAAGGCGACGACGAGGACGAGGACGAGGACGGAGACGAACACGACCAGAAAGCACCUGGCCAGCUCGGCAAGCGCGAGCUCCCCCAUUUCGUCAACCUCAACCACGCAUACUACGACAUCAUCACCAUGCCCGGCCUCGUCGAGUCCGGCGGCGACGGCAAGCAGCGCGUCGCCCUCGUCUCCAACCGCCUGCCCCUGACGAUUAAGCGCGGUGAGGAUGGCAACUACAACUUCGCCAUGAGCUCCGGCGGCCUGGUGACCGGCAUCUCGGGCGCCGCCAAGGACGUCAACUUCAGGUGGUACGGCUGGCCGGGGCUCGAGGUCCCCGAGGCCGAGCGAGGCCCCAUGAUCGAGAACCUGCAGAAGAAGUACUCUGCCGACCCCGUCUUUGUCGACGACGACCUCAUGGACAAGCACUACAAUGGCUUCUGCAACUCGGAGCUAUGGCCGCUGAUGCACUACCAUCCCGCCGAUGUCAUCUAUUCGGAGAUCGACUGGAACGCCUACGUCGAGGUCAACCGCCGGUUCGCCAAGACCAUGGCCCGCGAUGUCCAGGAUAACGACGUUAUCUGGGUUCACGACUACCACCACUUCAUCCUACCGCAGAUGCUGCGCGAAGAGAUCGGCACCUCUGCCAAGGGCGUCAAGAUCGGCUUCUUCCUCCACACGCCGUUCCCGUCCUCCGAGAUCAUCCGGGUCAUGCCCGUCCACGUCCGGGAGAGCAUCCUCAAGAGCCUGCUCUCGUGCGACCUCGUCGGUUUCCACACAUACGACUAUGCCAGACACUUCCUGAGCAGUUGCUCUCGACUACUGGGUGUCAACACCUCACCAAACGGCGCCGAGUACGAGGGCCGGUUCGUGACCGUCGGCGCCUUCCCCAUCGGCAUCGACGUGACCAAGUUCGACGACGCCUUCAAGAACCCCAAGGUGCUCGAGCGCAUCGACGAGCUGCAGAAGAAGUUUGCCGGCGCCAAGGUCAUCGUCGGCGUCGACCGCCUCGACUACAUCAAGGGCAUGCCGCAGAAGCUGCACUCGUUCGAGCUCUUCCUCAACGAGCACCCGGAGUGGGUCGGCAAGAUCGUCCUCAUCCAGGUCGCCGUGCCCUCGCGCGAGGGCGUCGACGAGUACCAGGCCCUCUGGCGCGAGACCAACGAGCUCGUGGGCCGCAUCAACGGCAAGUUCGGCACGGCCGAGUACAUGCCUAUCCACUGGCUCUACCACUCGGUCACCUUUGAGGAGAUGACGAGCCUGUACGCCAUCGCCGACGCCUGCCUCGUCACCUCGACGCGCGACGGCAUGAACCUCGUCUCGUACGAGUACGUCGCCGCCCAGCGCGACCGCCACGGCGUGCUCAUCCUGUCCGAGUUCGCCGGCGCCGCCCAGAGCCUCAUGGGCGCCGUCAUCAUCAACCCCUGGAACACCGAGGACGUGGCCAAGGCCAUCGAGACGGCCCUGACCAUGCCCGCCGAGCAGCGCGAGGCCAACUACAAGAAGCUCCAGCGCUACGUCUACCAGUACACCAGCCAGUGGUGGGGCAAGAGCUUUGUCAACGAGCUCAACGCCACCAAGCCGUCCUUGUGA